This is a messenger RNA of Indicator indicator, 807 nucleotides long. RefSeq names its product interleukin-1 beta-like. The transcript is spliced from 6 exons. The coding region runs from base 1 to 807 and encodes 268 amino acids. The record is from RefSeq and is a predicted model, not a curated record. Gene Ontology annotation, biological process: cellular response to lipopolysaccharide; inflammatory response to antigenic stimulus; positive regulation of gene expression. Gene Ontology annotation, molecular function: interleukin-1 receptor binding; cytokine activity. NCBI's taxonomy places the organism in Eukaryota, Metazoa, Chordata, Aves, Piciformes, Indicatoridae.
AUGGCCUUCGUUCCUGACCUGGACACGCUGGAGAGCAGCAACCUGAGCGAGGAGACUUUCUAUGGCCCUGACUGCAUCUGCCUGCAGGAGAAACCCCCUCUGGACACAAAGGUGACAUCGCCUGAGGUGGGCAUCCAGGUGACAGUGACCAAGGGGCACUCUGCCAGGACCUUCCGCCAGGCUGCCGUGCUGGUGGCAGCUGUGACCAAGCUCUGGAAGCGGCCAGCACACAGGGACUUCACUGACAGUGACCUUGGGGACCUUCUGGAUGAUAUUUUUGAACCAGUCUCCUUCCAGCACAUCGAGGGCAGCUGUGCUGGGGCUCCUGUCUACCGCUACACUCGCUCCCAGUCCUUUGACAUCCUUGACAUUGACCAUAAAUGCUUCGUGCUGGAGUCUCCCACCCAGCUGGUGGCCCUGCACCUGCAGGGCCCCUCUGCCAAGCAGAAAGUGAAGCUCAACAUUGCUCUGUACCGUCCCCGAGCAUCACAGGGUGGGCUGGGGACCGGGCAAGUGCCAGUGGCACUGGGCAUCAAGGGCUACCAACUCUACAUGUCCUGCGUGAUGAGCGGGGCCCAGCCUGUGCUGCAGCUGGAGGAAGCUGACAUCAGGAGGGACAUCGACAGCUUGGAGCUGAUUCGCUUCAUCUUCUUCCGCCUGGACAGCCCUGCCGAGGGCACCACUCGUUUCGAGUCUGCUGCCUUCCCUGGAUGGUUCAUCUGCACCUCACAGCAGCCUCGCCAGCCUGUGGGCAUCACCAACCAGCCCGACCAGGUCAUUGCCACCUACGAGCUGAGCAGGCAUUGA